This is a messenger RNA of Diaporthe batatas, 402 nucleotides long. RefSeq lists its product as uncharacterized. Bases 1 to 402 code for a protein of 133 amino acids. The transcript is spliced from 2 exons. The record is from RefSeq and is a predicted model, not a curated record. NCBI's taxonomy places the organism in Eukaryota, Fungi, Ascomycota, Sordariomycetes, Diaporthales, Diaporthaceae.
AUGCACUGCUUUGCCCCUCAUGCCCUCGUGGCGCUCGCUUUGUCUGCUCUUGUGGCGGCCGUCCCAACGACAUCAAGCACGACUCCAUUCUCAUUCGUGCAAUGGGUUGAGGAUAUCAUCGCCAACCCUGACGGUGACCACCCGUCGCCCGAGGAAGCCGUUGCCAUGAAGGCGGCAGAAGGUUCUCAUCCCAUCGUUAAGAGGGCGAAUUGCAACCUGAACUUUCCUCGCGCCGACGGUAAUGGCGCUGCCUAUUGCCUCGGGUAUCUCGCUGGACUUGGGUCCAAGGGCGUGAACUGCAGCCUUGAACAGAAUCAAAAUAACGUCCAGAUGUGGAGGCAGGGAAAUGCCAAAAUUGUUGGUACUAAAACCACGGCACCCGCUGUGAGCGUCAACUGGUGA